AUGUAUCAAAAUUCAUUUCAAAGUGGGCCGUAUGUUGAACUUGCUAAUCCAAGUGAAAAAACUCCUCAAUGGAGUAUAAACAAGCCUAAAUGAAAAUUAUUUGAAAAAACAGUGAAAGGUUAUAUCAUUUCAUUGGAUUCUCACAAUGCGAAACUUCAACUACCAAGUAACGAUAAACAGUCAUUGGCAUUGAUUCAGCCUUAUUUGGUUUUGCAGGUAUAUUUAACCCCAGGCCAGCCUUUUACGUUGGAUCUUGCAAUUUCAGAUAUUUCAGGCACGAAACGAAGGCUUUUAUUUGGUUUAAACAAUUUUUAAAAAAAAAAGCUUUAAUGAGUCAAUAUACUCAAUUGCAAGUAAAAAUAAUUUACUAAAGAUAAUAAAAAUACUUUAUCCCUAGGAUAUUAUAAUUGCCCUUUAUUUUCAUCAGCAUCAAAAGAAAUAGUCUCAGCCCCUUUGCAUUCAAGAAUACCAAAUUGGCCUUUCUUAAGAGGUGCAUGGUCUUGCAUAUCGAUCGAUAUGUCUAGUUUUGUUACUGCUUGCUUUCCUGGCAACACUUUUAGGUCUUUAGAUUCAAUUACAGUUCAUUCUUUUUGCAAAAUCCGGAGAAUUUUUACAAUGAAAAAUCCAUUGUUCGAAUUAUCAGAAAAUUCAGCAAAAAAUCCUCAAAAUUGUGAAAAUGUUCCAAAGGUUUUGGAAUUUCCACCUGGGGUACAAUUUUCGAAUCAAAAUGUUGGGCCUGAGCUUGUAAUGACUCCUGAAUCAGAAAGAAGUGGUCUUUCUGUAAGGAGUAAAAAAGAAGAAAUUGUAUUUGAGGAUAGAAUUCCUGUAGCAACAGCCCCAAUUAGAAAUUUGCCAAAAUCAAGACAAAAAACUGUAUCACCUAGAAGAAAUUUUCAAUCAAAUACAACGAAUGAAUUUUUCAAUAAAAGCUUGUUAAAUAAAACUAAAACAAUUGAUAAAACUCCACAACAAGCUGUCAAAAGAAAAGGCUCAGCAGGAAUUCCAAUAAAAAAAGUUUCCCAUAAGCCAAAAAACCAUUCAAUAUCUAACGAAGAAAACCAAAACAUAGCCUUAAAUACAGAAAAUAGUCCAAAGCAAAAAAGGUUUAGAGGUUUCAGUGAUGAUCACGAAGUCCAUUCAAAAUUUUCCAAUGAAAAUCGUUAUGAAGAUCUCAAUGAAUCAGAAAUAAAAGAAUCAAUUGUUAUUGAAAAAUCAAGCAAAAACUUGUCAAACUGCAGCUCCUUUGUAAACCAAUCAAUCCAAGAAGAAAUUGAAAUUGAUAGGCAAUCCCCUCAAAAUAAUCCUCAUGAUCUUAUUGAGCAUAACUUUUUCCCUGCCCCAGCUCAAAUUACAAAAAAUUCGACCUCUCCUGUGCCUCUUCCUAUAGCCCCUGAAAUGUUUUAGAUCAUUUAUUGGCCAUCCAUUUUAAUUUCCAAAAUUCAUUUUUACUUGUCAGUUAUUUUGAAAGGAAAAACAAAAAUGACAAAUCUCCGUUUAUGGUUUUGAGGUACCUAAUUAGACUUACACUAUUUAAGGCAGGUGUGCCCUGCACCAUAUUUUAUUUGGUAGGUAUUCUGUUGAGUUAUAGAGAUCUAUUAAGGUGCAUGAGCUAUAACUUUUAUGAUAAAAAUCUAUCAGAAAUGACGAAAUUUCGGCCUUUUACUCCUCCUUUUUCUGGGCUAGCUUCAAUGCAAAAUCUUCGAAUUCCGAAAAAUUCUCAAGAAAACCAAUUGAUUUAUGAUUCAAUUUUAAAUUGUUAUUAUGAUCCUUCAUCACAAGAAUAUUAUAAAAUAAAAUAA
Molecule: messenger RNA, 1799 nt
Organism: Blepharisma stoltei
Lineage: Eukaryota; Ciliophora; Heterotrichea; Heterotrichida; Blepharismidae
Source: the annotation of a GenBank genome assembly